GUACCCGAGAAGGAAGAAGCGUCACGUAUUCGGAUCCAGGCAAUUCCUGCCGUUAUGUCACAAGGGAUCCUUUCUCCGCCAGCCGGCUUGCUGUCAGAUGAGGAUGUCGUAGUCUCCCCCAUGUUUGAGUCUACAGCUGCAGAUUUGGGGUCUGUGAUACGCAAGGAUCUGCUGUCAGACUGCUCUGUCAUCUCCACCUCCUUAGAGGACAAGCAGCAGGUUACAUCUGAGGACAGCACAGAGAAGGUGAAAGUAUACCUGAGGGUCAGACCCUUGUUACCUUUAGAGUUGGAACGACAAGAGGACCAGGGUUGUGUCCAUAUUGAGAAUGUAGAGACACUUGUUCUACAAGCACCUAAGGACUCUUUUGCCCUGAAGAGCAAUGAGCGAGGCAUUGGUCAAGCCACUCACAGGUUUACGUUUUCCCAGAUCUUUGGGCCAGAAGUGGGACAGGCAUCUUUCUUCAACCUGACCGUGAAGGAGAUGGUAAAAGAUGUACUCAAAGGGCAGAAUUGGCUCAUCUACACAUAUGGAGUCACCAACUCAGGGAAAACCCACACAAUUCAAGGUACCAUCAAGGAUGGAGGGAUCCUUCCACGGUCCCUGACUCUGAUCUUCAACAGCCUCCAAGGCCAACUUCAUCCAACACCUGAUCUGAAGCCCAUGUUCUCUAAUGAGGUCAUCUGGCUAGACAGCAAGCAGAUGCGACAGGAGGAAAUGAAGAAGCUUUCCUUGCUAAAUGGAGGCCUCCAAGAGGAGGAGCUAUCCACUUCCUUGAAGAGAAGUGUCUACAUUGAAAGUCGGAUGGGUACCAGCUCCACCUUUGACAGUGGUGUUGCUGGGCUCUCUUCCAUCAGUCAAUUUACCAGCAGUAGCCAGUUAGAUGAAACAAGUCACCGAUGGGCUCAGCCAGACACUGCCCCAGUAAGUGUACCAGCAGAUAUUCACUUCUCCAUCUGGAUCUCCUUCUUUGAGAUUUACAAUGAACUGCUUUAUGACCUGUUAGAACCACCUAGCCAGCAGCGCAAGAGGCAGACUCUGCGUCUAUGUGAGGAUCAAAAUGGCAACCCUUAUGUGAAAGACCUCAAUUGGAUUCACGUUCAAGAUGCUGAGGAGGCCUGGAAACUCCUGAAGGUUGGUCGUAAGAACCAGAGUUUUGCCAGUACCCACCUGAACCAGAACUCUAGCCGCAGUCAUAGCAUCUUCUCAAUCCGAAUCCUGCACCUUCAGGGGGAAGGGGAUAUAGUCCCUAAGAUCAGCGAGUUGUCACUCUGUGAUCUGGCUGGCUCAGAGCGCUGCAAAGAUCAGAAGAGUGGUGAACGGCUGAAGGAAGCAGGAAACAUUAACACUUCUCUGCAUACCCUGGGCCGCUGUAUCACUGCCCUGCGCCAAAACCAGAACAGGUCAAAGCAGAACCUGGUUCCCUUCCGUGACAGCAAGCUGACUCGAGUGUUCCAAGGCUUCUUCACGGGCCGAGGCCGUUCUUGCAUGAUUGUCAAUGUGAAUCCCUGUGCAUCUACCUAUGACGAGACUCUUCAUGUGGCCAAGUUUUCAGCCAUUGCUAGCCAGCUUGUGCACACCCCACCUGUGCAACUGGGAUUCCCAUCGCUGCAUUCAUUCAUCAAGGAACACGGUCUUCGGCCAUCUCCCAGCUUAGAGAAAGGAGCUAAGGCAGACCCAGGCCUUGAUGAUGACAUUGAAAAUGAAGCCGACAUCUCCAUGUAUAGCAAGGAGGAACUCCUACAGGUAGUGGAAGCUAUGAAAGCCUUGCUCUUGAAAGAACGACAGGAAAAGUUGCAGCUGGAAAUGCAGCUCCGUGAAGAAAUUUGCAAUGAGAUGGUGGACCAGAUGCAACAACGAGAACAAUGGUGCAGUGAACACUUAGACACCCAAAAGGAACUAUUAGAGGAAAUGUAUGAAGAUAAACUAAAGAUCCUCAAGGAGUCACUGACGAGUUUUUACCAAGAGGAAAUUCAAGAGCGGGAUGAAAAGAUUGAAGAGCUAGAAGCUCUCUUGCAGGAAGCCAGACAGCCAGUGGCCCAUCAGCAAUCAGGGUCUGAAAUCCCCUUACGACGGUCACAAAGGUUGGCAGGUUCUUCCUCUACCCAGCAGCUCCAGGAUGUUAAAGCUAAACUACAACAGUGUGAAGUAGAGCUAAACUCCACCACUGUAGAACUGCACAAGUAUCAGAAAAUGUUAGAACCACCAUCCUCAGCCAAACCCUUCACCACUGAUGUGGACAAGAAGUUAGAGGAGGGCCAGAAGAAUAUAAGGCUUCUUCGGACAGAGCUUCAGAAACUCGGUGAAUCUCUCCAGUCAGCAGAAAGAGCCUGUUGCCACAGCACUGGGGCAGGAAAACUUCGUCAAGCCUUGACUGCUUGUGAUGACAUCUUAAUCAAACAGGACCAGACCCUGGCUGAGCUGCAGAAUAACAUGAUGCUAGUGAAACUGGACCUUCGGAAGAAGGCAGCAUGCAUUGCUGAGCAGUAUCAUACUGUACUAAAACUCCAAGGCCAGGCUUCUGCCAAAAAGCGCCUUGGUGCCAACCAGGAAAACCAGCAACCAAACCACCAACCCCCAGGGAAAAAACCAUUCCUUCGAAACUUACUUCCUCGGACGCCUACCUGCCAAAGCUCAACAGACUGCAGCCCUUAUACCCGGAUCCUGCGCUCAAGGCACUCUCCUUUUCUUAAAUCUGGGCCUUUUGGCAAAAAGUACUAAGGCUGUGGGAAAGGAGAAAAGCAGUCA
This is a messenger RNA of Otolemur garnettii (small-eared galago), 2748 nucleotides long. RefSeq names its product kinesin family member 20A (gene KIF20A). The transcript is spliced from 19 exons. Gene Ontology annotation, cellular component: nucleus; spindle microtubule. Gene Ontology annotation, molecular function: microtubule binding; plus-end-directed microtubule motor activity; ATP binding. The coding region runs from base 55 to 2721 and encodes 888 amino acids. Gene Ontology annotation, biological process: microtubule-based movement; mitotic spindle assembly. The record is from RefSeq and is a predicted model, not a curated record. NCBI's taxonomy places the organism in Eukaryota, Metazoa, Chordata, Mammalia, Primates, Galagidae.